UGACUGGUUGGUCUGUAUACUGUAAUUGGUGUUGGCCUACACAAAUCACAUUCAGUCCCUUCAUUUCCCGCAUGCAGCUGAUCCUGCUGCGACCCGUCAGUUCCUGUUUCUUGCAACUCUUCAUCUUCCUACUUCUCUCUCAUCUUGUACUUUCUCUCUCAUAUCUCUGCUAAAAUCACCCUCUGCUUUUCUCUCUCACACAGCGAAGAAGAGAAAGUCUGUCUCGUCUUUCUUGUGCUCUUAAGAAAGCAGAAAUAUAUUCUUUCAUUCUGCGAAUGUGGGUUUUUGGUUUGCUCUGACAGCGGGGCGAAUGCUUCUCUGGCUAUGGUUUUGGGAACUCAAUCUCGAUUGUUUUUGUUGAUGAAAUGUGUGCUAGUAGAACUCCUACAAGUGCUGCGUCAAGGAGAAGAACCAGACGUCAGUGGGACGAAUAUUACAGAAAUUACUACGAUGAGUUAAAGGGGAUUGAACAAGAAAGUGGUGGUACUGGUGGGAGGGACAAGCAGGAUAAAAAUGUGGUUGAUUCUGAGUCUAUUAUUCUGGAUGGGGAUGGUGGGAAGAGUUGGGAGAAACAAGGUUUUGUGCUCAUUGGUGAGAAGAGAAUUGGUGAGGAGAAAAUUCAACAGGCUGGGAGUUUUGGGGGAAGGAGUGUGAAGACUGAAAAUGCAGUUCAAGAAUUUGAUGUCUCAAGGAGUAUCAGGGGAUUUGGUGGAGAGAGGAUGGAGGAGAAGGAGGAUAAUGGUGUGGCUCAAGUGGGACGGGCAGUGUGGGGGAGGAAGAAAUUGGAUUUAAGAGCUAGAGAUGAUGGUGAUUGUGAAUUUGAAUGUUUGGGUGAAGAGGUUGUCUCAAAUUGCUCUACCUUGAAAAUCGGGCCAGAAUCAAGAUCUGGGUCUGUGUCGAAAGUAGGUAAUUUGGAUGAGGUUGUCUCCUGUACCUUAAAGAGAACUGGGAGUCCGAGGGUUGGGGCAGAUAAUGGGGGAAAUAAUAGACAGAGGGGUAGAGGAAGGCCUGGAAUCGAACCUCUGGAUAGUAACCAUAUGCCUGACGACAUUGCUGCUAGUCUCGAGAAUUCUGUGGAUUCUGGGAAUUCAACUAAGAUGUCGGAUGGAUCAGAUGAUUCAGUUGAUUCGUCGGACGCUGAAUCAACUAGUGAGGAGGAGGAUGAAUCUUCUGAUGAGGAUUAUAAUGCGGAUGAACGAUUGGCCUCUGAUGAUUCAGAUGUUUCAUAUUAUGGCAGUGAUGUUGAGGGAGAAAAAGAUGUUGAGGAUGAUGCUUAUGAAAAUGAGAAGAAAGAAAGUGAUAUUGAGCAAGAAAAUGGUAAUGACAGUGAGGACGACUAUAAUGGGGACGAUGAACAGGACAACGUGAAUACUGUCAUUGAUGACAAGGACAAAUUUUCCAGUGCCAGGAAAAGUACAGGAAUUAGUGGGAAGAAAGAAAAUGACAUUAAGCAAGGAAGAGACGACGAGAUUGAUGAGAGCUUUAAUGCAACCCAUGACGGCAGUGGUCAUAAUAAAGCAAGUGCUGAUAGGAAAAAAGAUGGGAAUCUAGUGAUUAUCAUUGAUGAUGAUGAGAAGUCUCCCAGUGUCAGGAAGAGCGCAAGAACCAAUCGGACAAGAGACAGUGAACUAGCUGGAUUAAAUAGAAUCUUUGAACCACAUGCUAAUUAUCGCUGUAUGGAUGAGACAGGGAGAAAUGAAGUCUGCAGGGGUUCUUUCGCAGCUGGUAAUGCAAGGAAGGAGGCCAAUCAUAAUUCAAAUGAGAAUUGGAUUAAGAAGAGAAAAAUUAAUGAAUUCGAGAUUCUGGUUGAUUGUGAUAAAAGUAAUGAUAAAGAGGAGAGAAGUCUGUCAAAAUGUCCGCCACCAGGCACAAUUUCCAAGUCUGAGAAAGAGGGACCUGUACUUGGCGGGUUUUGUUCUCCAGUCCCUACCGUGGAAAGGGGUGUAUAUACUUCCAUGGAUGAUGAAUCUAUAUCUUCAGGAGAUAAGGGCAGCUGCCAUACUGAACGGGUGCUAGAAAGGGGUCUGCUAUUCUCAAAAAAAGGAAUGAAGCUCGGCAAGAGAAAGACUCAUGCUGCAAGAAACCUUGACCUGAUCAAGAUUCUAGUAGCAUCCAUAAAUUCACUUAAGGAAGAACAAUGUCCUAUUGAAGAUUAUGUGCCAGCUCAGAACACUCUUCCACUAAAGUUCAGGUUUGAGGAUGAGGUGCAGCCUUCCCCUGAGAAAUCAGAGUGGGAGAAGCAAAUGGAUUCGCUCUUCUGUGAUCUAGAAUUGGGGCUUCGGGAAACUGAGAUUCACCGCACUAAACCUUCUGUGAUAGAAAAUGAUGUUGUCAACCCCACAGAGAUGGAUAGAAGUCCAGCAGCUUGUUGUGGCCGAGGAGAGCAUCAGCCGAUUCUUGAUGAACAGAUAGGACUUGUGUGUAGAUACUGUUAUGCUGUAAUCCUGGACAUAAAACAUGUCUUACCACCUUUUUAUACACCACCUUCUUGGAGACGAGACAGGAAGGACUUUGAUGAUUUACCAAGCUCUAUCAUUAGUCAAAUUCAAUUUCAGGACUCUGCUUCUGGAUCUCCUAAUUCCAUUGAUCGUGCCAAAGGAGGCACAGUAUGGGAUUUGAUUGCUGGUGUUGAAAAAGAAAUGUAUCCUCACCAACGUGAAGGUUUUGAGUUCAUGUGGAAAAAUAUAGCAGGAGAUAUUAGAAUUGAAAAACUGAAACAGCCCCUUCCUGAUGGUGGGAGGGGUUGCAUAAUUUCACAUGCCCCUGGCACUGGUAAAACUCGACUGACUAUAAUGUUUCUCCUCACAUUUUUGAAGCUGUAUCCUACCUGUCGCCCUGUAAUCAUAGCUCCUCGAGGCAUGCUGCUAACUUGGGAAUCCGAGUUCAUAAAAUGGCAUGUUCACAUACCAUUCCACAAUUUGAAUAAGGAGGAGUUAUCAGGAGAAGAAAAUGCUAUUGCUGCCAAUAUUAUCGGGCAAGUUGGAGGUGGUGGUGGAAUGAGCAGAGACUAUAUCCGGCUUUUGAAAUUGUAUUCCUGGAUGAAAGGCAGAAGUAUCUUAGGAGUCAGCUACAAGUUGUUUGAGAAGCUUGCUGGAGAGAAGGGGAAAAAGGGACAAAAUGAGCAAAUCAGGAAAGUGCUACGGGAAUUACCAGGUCUUCUAGUGCUUGAUGAAGGGCAUACCCCUAGAAAUAACCAAAGUCUAAUAUGGAAGACUUUGACAAAAGUUGCAACACAGAGACGCAUAAUCUUGUCUGGGACGCCAUUCCAGAACAAUCUUACUGAGUUAUACAAUACACUCUGCCUAGUUAAUCCAAAGUUCGACAAUCAUCUUGGAUCGGAGUAUAAUAUAAGUCGUUCAGAAACUCAUGGGCGAAAAGGCAAUUUUGAUAGAAAAAAAUGGAUCAAUUUGACUAGUUCUAUUGGCAAAAAUUCAGGUGAUGGGCUAAAUAAACUCAAAGCAAUGCUUGAUCCCUUUGUACAUGUGCACAAAGGAACUAUUCUUCAAGAAAGCCUUCUGGGAUUGAGGGACACUCUAGUAUUCUUGCACCCGACUGAAUUGCAAAAGACCUUACUGGAAAAUGCUAGCAAAUCUCGGCACAUUUUUCACAGGAUUCGGAUGGUGUCCCUGAUCUCUGUCCAUCCUUCUCUAGCAGCAGUGGGGAUGGGAACGUUUUCUGCUCACAAGAGUAAGCUAGAGGAGAUUGAAUUGGAUAUUGAAGCCGGAGUAAAGACUAAAUUUGUUGUGAAUCUGAUAUGGCUAGCUGAUGCACUUGGGGAGAGGGUCUUGGUUUUCAGUCAGUAUAUUGAUCCUCUAGUCUUUAUAAAAAAUCGGAUCACAUCUCAUUUCUCUUGGAGUGAAGGAAAAGAAGUGCUUUACAUGGACGGUCAACUUGAUGUCAACCAGCGUCAAGAUUCUAUAUCUUCUUUCAAUGACGACACAGGCGAAGCAAAGGUGCUUCUUGCAUCAGAAAGAGCUUGUUCUGAAGGGAUAAAUUUGGUAGGGGCUUCAAGAGUUGUAUUGCUUGAUACCGUCUGGAACCCUUCAAUUGAAAAGCAAGCCAUAAGCCGGGCAUACAGGCUGGGCCAGAAAAAGGUUGUUUAUGUAUAUCGUCUGUUUACCUCUGGGACUGAGGUUAAAAUAUACGCCCAACAAGUUCAAAAACAGCGCAUGUCACAGUUGAUAUUUUCUCCUCGAGACGGACAAGCUUGCCAAAGUGACAAAUCACCUGUAGUCUCGAGAGACAAAGUUUUGGAAGCCAUGCUUGGUGAUCAAAAGUUCGGUCGAAGUUUUGAGAAGAUAAUUCACCAGCCAAAGGAGUCUGAUCUGAUUGAAAUAUUUGGGUUAGUGGACCAGCAGUAAAUGCUCUUCAAAACAAAAAGCAUUAUGUUUCCUAUGUUUUGUUCUGCAGCAACAACUGCUUCUCCUCCAUGGUGCAGAAUGGUAUAUUGCAAAUUAGCUUUAGCUGUCUGAAAUAUGACACAUUUGGCAAAAUACGACACAUUUGUCUGAUUAUGUGGAUUUCUGGUAGAACUCUGAAGGUGAAUAUAAUUUUUGAUAAUCAGAUGAUCAUUUUGCCAGCCAUCAAGAAAUACAUGCAGCACUUGCUGAAGUACCAAAGUACUUCCCUACCAACUUAUUUUUCAUCUGUUCUGGGAAUUGCUGUUUCUAGCCGUUGUAUCAACUUGGGACAAGUAUAUGAUUCUUGAUUGCCUAAGCGUUAUUCUAUUAUGUGAUUAGGUUGUACCAAAGGUUGCUGGUUUUAUAGUUUUUGAUCAAUGAGGCUUCUUGUAAAGUUCAGAAGUUUAGGUUAACUAUCUUUAAAUGAUGAAACA
Messenger RNA from Sesamum indicum (sesame), 4834 nucleotides. RefSeq names its product SNF2 domain-containing protein CLASSY 4. Gene Ontology annotation, molecular function: ATP binding. The record is from RefSeq and is a predicted model, not a curated record. Gene Ontology annotation, biological process: gene silencing by siRNA-directed DNA methylation. Lineage: Eukaryota; Viridiplantae; Streptophyta; Magnoliopsida; Lamiales; Pedaliaceae.